AUGAAUAAACCGUCUGUGAUAUCUCAUAUCUCAUUACAGAGAAUACGAAGAUAAGACUCUCAAUAAGGAAGAGAGCUUAAGAGAAGAUUAGAGCUACAAUGGUGACAUUAUCUAAUAAAUCUCUCAUGUAUUUUGAGGAUUUAACGCUGCCCACUUUCCAGGUUAUUGUAAUGUCUGGAAGCAUGGGAUGCGCUCGAUGUCGAGAAAGAGUUUCUCGAGUUAUUUCAAAGAUUGCUGGAUUAAGAGAGUACACAGUGGAUUUACACAAGAAACAAGUAAUUGUAAAAGGGGAUUUUAGAAAUGAAAAAAAGGAGGAAGAUGAUGAUGUUCAUUUCAGUAGUGAAAUGAAGGAGAGUUGUUAUUCUCUGAAAUUGUUCUUUAGAUCAUUUGUAACAACUUGCUUUAGGAAAACCUAUGGCUGCUUGUGAUUCACUUCUGUGGUUCAAUUCACCGCAAUAAAUUACUACUUAAUGCCAACUUCAGUUAAUCCUAAUCUGAAAACAUCAACUCCAAGAUUAGCAAAAAUUAAACUAGCAUCAACUCGAUCUUCCACCUUUGCCUCUUCUAGCUCGGGCUUGAUUGAUCUUUGGAAUCACAAUCCUAAGCACUCCAUUCUUGAUUUCUGCCUUGAUUUUGUCCGUCUCAUAUCGAGCGGAAUCAAUGCAGAAACUACCGGAGAACUUUCUUAAACCAUAAGGAUGAUUGGACUCAGUUCCCCUCCACAAUUCUUCACCACUGAAAUGCAAUUCUUCCUUCUUCAUCCAAACCCUCAAUCCGCUCUUUCCAAUACCAGGCAUAUCAAUCUUGAAAUAUCGAUUUUCUUCAUCUUCUCUGUCUUCAAAUGGAAAUAUACUUCCCUUCUCUAUAAGAACACCCGGACUAAGAGCCUUACCCAGCUCUUGAAGAGCAAGAAGAUCUAGAAAGCAAAAUAGAAUAGUUUAUAAUUAACAACUUCAAUAUCAACAGUUUAAAGAUAGCAAGAACAGGUUGAGUAAGCACCUGAAUCUUUGAGUUCCUUAAAAUCCUUGUGGAGUGUCCUUAACUGCAGAGCUGCUUCUUCAGCUUUGUUCAGAGUACUCUCUAAUCGAUCGCGGAAGGAUUUGGAAUUGGAGUUGGUGUUGGUGUUCGAGGAGGAGGAGCGACUGGGAGUGGAGAAUCGAGAUUUUGCGAGGCUAGAAUGGGUAAAGCCAUGGAAGGUCGAGUUGGGCAAGAAUUUUGAAACGGUGAUCCUGAAACGUGAGAGCGCCAUUGGAUUUUGAGGAACGAACCGAACUGUUUACGGAGGGAAAUUACUCUUACGCAGGCGAGAACUGAUGGGCUCGUUUCUAGGUUUUGCAAGCAAAUGUUAGCCAGGUAGAUGAAGAUAUGUGUCGAUUUUUGGUUGGGUAAUUUUCUUUAACCAGACGGAGGAGCUACUACUACACGUACACGCUGUACAUUAUAAACUCUCUGAUUGUUGAUAUUCAAGAUUUUUUUUUUUUUUUUUUUUUUUUU
This is a messenger RNA of Jatropha curcas, 1494 nucleotides long. The record is from RefSeq and is a predicted model, not a curated record. Lineage: Eukaryota; Viridiplantae; Streptophyta; Magnoliopsida; Malpighiales; Euphorbiaceae.